AUGGAGGACUUCGCCCUGGCUAGGCUAAAUGUGACCAUGGUCGGCCAGAAUUUGACAGACAUAGACGAUGGCCCUGGCCGCCCAACAUCACCGCGGCCUCAGCCCAACCCUAGCUGGCCUAGGCCUGGAGAUGACGAUGAUGAGAACCCUAUUUCUUCCAUUAUUAAUUUAAUUCUCGCCUUUCUUAACGGGCUAUCCGGAAUCCAUAAUGGAUCAUCAACAGAUUCCAAUGCAGGCAUUGGCCUUUCAGACUGGUACUCCUUCCAUGUCAUGACUGCCUGCAGAGGAGAGUUCUUCUACUCCUCACUCCCAAGCAGAACUAAUCUCAACACAACAAACUGCACUCGCGCGAAACUAGGCUUUCGUUUCAAUCUGACGGAGCUCAUGGCUGAAGAUCUCAAAAAAUCCGGGAUCAAUGUUGACUUGGGGAACUACGCCGAGACUGAUCAGUUACAAAAAAAGCUCGACAUUCUCAACAAGGUAUUAUCUGCCUUAGCAGCAUUCUACAUCAUUUCCAUGGUGUUUUGCGCUCUCGCGCUCUUGUCUUCGUCGAUCUCCCUAUUCAGCGACAAUCACACUGUCGGCCGCCUCGGCUUGCUCUCAGUCCUGUUCGCGACGUUGUCGCUCUUCGUCGCAAGUGGCAUAGCAACGGCGACUGCCAAACAGAGCGCCGAUGAAGUCACGAGGCUAGGGAGGGAAGUCGGUAUUGAAAGCUACCGUGGCUACAAAUUCCUCGGUCUCACGUGGGGAGCUGCGGUCGCCAUGUUUGUCGACAUAUUCUUUGAGAUUGCACAAGUUAGACGGACGCGAGAAGAGUUGAAAUCUACCAAAGAGCCUCCCGGAGAGGAGUCUGCUGAGGAGGCUUGA
Clonostachys solani is the source of this 867-nucleotide messenger RNA. The record is from the annotation of a GenBank genome assembly. Lineage: Eukaryota; Fungi; Ascomycota; Sordariomycetes; Hypocreales; Bionectriaceae.